Messenger RNA from Ceratina calcarata, 917 nucleotides. RefSeq lists its product as uncharacterized. NCBI's taxonomy places the organism in Eukaryota, Metazoa, Arthropoda, Insecta, Hymenoptera, Apidae. The annotation marks the transcript as partial. The record is from RefSeq and is a predicted model, not a curated record. The transcript has 2 exons.
CGAACUUGUAGUGAGCAAUUCGUUUUGUUUCAGAAGAAAUCUUUCUCCACUGCCAAAGUAGCAGGCUUAAGUCCUCUACAAUCAUUUCUCCAAUUGAACAAGACGCUGUUCAAUGAGGAGCCUAACUCUCCGGCCAGCAUUAAUCAAAACGUUAUACCUCAGACGCAAACGCAUCAUUUGGAGUUGCGCGCCAAUGACAUGCCCGAGCAUGAUAACAUUAAGUGUGAACCAGAGGAUGAUACGUGCUCGAAUAGUUCCGAUCCGGACAGAUUAGAGAUCGAAGAUCGGGACGAGCAGGAUACAGAGGGUGAAGAGAACGGUUACGAUAUGACCAUUAACAAACGGAUGAAAAUGGAAAAUUAUGAGGAAUCAAAAUCGAGUACCCCGAAUCGCAGCCCGGUGAACAGAAUGGACACGCCUGAAAGUAAUUGUUCGGAUACAAACAUCGACCAAGAGACGACCAAGUUAUGGCAGGCGCUAGCAAACAAUAGGAGUUUAGAGAUCACCAGGACGAAUGGCGAUAAACUGAACAACGGGUUUACUGGCGAGGCUACGAAUCUACUCCGUUCUUUAAUCAAUAACAGACAAAUCGGCAUUACCGCUGUCGAUUCGGACAGGGUAUCACCGCAAAUCAGGUUUUAUAGGGACACUCAAGGGACGACGAUCGAACGUACAGUACCUGACUGUUCUGUACUCGGCAAUCGUACCAACGUCCCGUGUAUGGAAAAUAAGGUGCGUACCAUUUGACAUUGAAGGUCCAUUGAACAUAUUUAAAUAUUAAGAGUUUUAAUUAUAAGAGAACUGGUCCGAAUCCCUUUUUAAAGUUUCCCAAUAUACAUUCACGAAAUAAAGAUUAGAUAGUAAUUUGAAUAUAAAAACGGGCAAUAAAAUUUAAUUUUACUGACUGUAUUUAAACA